AUGAAUAUAUUUCGUCUAUCAGCAGAUUUGAUGCACUUGGCAUCCAUUUUUAUACUUUUGCUUAAAAUCAGAAAGACAAAAUCAUGCAUUGGUAUUUCAUUUAAGUCACAAUUGUUGUACUCUGUUGUCUUCUUAACAAGAUAUCUGGAUUUGCUCUUUAAGCAUAUCUCCAUCUACAAUACUGUCAUGAAAGUCUUUUUUAUUGGUUCUUCGCUCUAUAUUCUCUAUUUAAUGCGAUUCAAAUACCAAGCUACUUAUGAUGCUAGUCUAGAUACCUUUCGCAUUGAAUAUUUAUUAGUAGGAUCUAUUAUUAUGGGCGUUGCGUCUACUUAUAUCUACACUGUAAUUGAGAUAUUCUGGAGUUUCUCAAUCUGGCUUGAAUCUGUUGCUAUUUUACCCCAAUUGUUUAUGUUACAGAAAACAGGAGAAGCAGAAACGAUUACUACACAUUAUCUAUUUGCAUUAGGUGCAUAUAGAACGCUUUAUUUGUUCAAUUGGAUCUAUCGUUACUUGGAUGAAGGUUAUACAGACUGGGUUGCUUGGGUUGCUGGUAUGAUUCAGACAGCACUUUAUAGUGACUUUUUCUAUAUUUAUUAUACCAAAGUACUCCAAGGCGAGGAAUUUAAGUUGCCAAAGUAA
This is a messenger RNA of Gilbertella persicaria, 639 nucleotides long. RefSeq names its product ER lumen protein retaining receptor. Gene Ontology annotation, molecular function: ER lumen protein retrieval receptor activity. Bases 1 to 639 code for a protein of 212 amino acids. NCBI's taxonomy places the organism in Eukaryota, Fungi, Mucoromycota, Mucoromycetes, Mucorales, Choanephoraceae. The transcript has 3 exons. Gene Ontology annotation, cellular component: cis-Golgi network; membrane; endoplasmic reticulum. The record is from RefSeq and is a predicted model, not a curated record. Gene Ontology annotation, biological process: protein retention in ER lumen; endoplasmic reticulum to Golgi vesicle-mediated transport.